CUGUAACAGCGCCUAACGACGUCGGCGUCGUAGUGUCGGUGAGGAGCCGUGGUCUUAUGCUCGCCAUUUUUGGGUUCCCCACCCGCGACUUUUGGAAACCCAACGUCGACGGGCGUCGCGACGGCACUCGACUCGCGUCGCUCUGCUCGCUCGGCGAACUCGUUAGUUACGUGAGGAAAGUCGCAAAAACAAAGCCGCCACCAUGGACGCGAUCAAGAAGAAGAUGCAAGCGAUGAAGCUUGAGAAGGACAACGCGCAGGACAAAGCCGAUACCUGCGAGGGACAGGCCAAAGAGGCUAACCUUCGUGCGGAUAAAAUCCUCGAGGAGGUCGGCGACCUACAGAAGAAGCUUCAGCAGGUCGAAGCUGAUCUCGUGGCCAACAAACAGAACCUGGAGCAGGCCAACAAGGACCUAGAGGAGCGUGAGAAGUCCUUGACCAACGCCGAGUCCGAGGUGGCUGCUUUGAACAGGAAGGUCCAGCUUAUUGAGGAGGAUCUUGAGAGAUCCGAGGAGCGUCUUAACACCGCUACUGCCAAGCUCGCUGAAGCUUCCCAGGCUGCUGACGAGUCCAGCCGUAUGUGCAAAGUAUUGGAGAACCGUUCCCAGCAGGAUGAAGAGAGGAUGGAUCAGCUGACGAACCAGCUCAAGGAAGCACGUCUGCUUGCUGAAGAUGCUGACGGCAAGUCCGAUGAAGUUUCCCGCAAGCUGGCCUUCGUUGAAGAUGAGCUUGAGGUUGCUGAAGAUCGUGUCAAGUCUGGUGAAGCCAAGAUCAUGGAACUUGAGGAAGAAUUGAAGGUCGUCGGAAAUAGCUUGAAGUCCUUGGAAGUCUCUGAGGAGAAGGCCAACCAACGAGUCGAGGAAUUCAAGCGCCAGCUGAAGACCCUGACUGUCAAGCUAAAGGAAGCUGAGGCUCGUGCUGAAUUCGCUGAAAAAACUGUCAAGAAGCUGCAGAAGGAGGUUGACAGGCUCGAGGAUGAGCUUGGAAUCAACAAGGACAGAUACAAGUCCCUGGCCGACGAGAUGGACUCCACCUUCGCCGAAUUGGCUGGCUAUUAAAAUCAAAUAUGGGAGGACCCAUUUUGUCUUUUUAUUUUCAUCUUGAUUUUGGAUCAGACACAAACACAAGGCCGAUCCCCAUGAAAACAUUUGGAACGCUGGAACAUCGAUAAUAUAUUUAAGAACAACAAUGAUAAUGACUAUCAACCGAAAGAAAGAUCCAAAAAAAUAUGUAGAAACGACAAGUAAACAAAUGGUUUUACUUUGUUUUGGUUUUUUUUCCUUUGUGGCUACAGUUUACUCGAUCUAAUGAAUACUGUCACCGUUUCAUGCACACAUCUAUUGAUAAUAAAAUGAAUAUAUUGAUAUAUUACAUGAAUUAAUAUUAUUGCUACGUAUUGUACGAAACUCUACGGUAUGAAUAUAUUUAAUAAAAAUGGCUGUAUAUGUUUUAAA
Messenger RNA from Cephus cinctus (wheat stem sawfly), 1453 nucleotides. It is a transcript of the gene Tm2, whose product is annotated as tropomyosin-1. The record is from RefSeq and is a predicted model, not a curated record. Lineage: Eukaryota; Metazoa; Arthropoda; Insecta; Hymenoptera; Cephidae. Gene Ontology annotation, molecular function: actin filament binding. Gene Ontology annotation, cellular component: actin filament. Gene Ontology annotation, biological process: muscle contraction; actin filament organization. The coding region runs from base 203 to 1057 and encodes 284 amino acids. The transcript has 7 exons.